This is a messenger RNA of Fomitopsis serialis, 1342 nucleotides long. RefSeq lists its product as uncharacterized. Lineage: Eukaryota; Fungi; Basidiomycota; Agaricomycetes; Polyporales; Fomitopsidaceae. Gene Ontology annotation, biological process: canonical NF-kappaB signal transduction. The record is from RefSeq and is a predicted model, not a curated record. Bases 190 to 1104 code for a protein of 304 amino acids. The transcript is spliced from 5 exons.
GCAGGGCCUUAAGGCCUUAUCAUCAGUAACUGAGGCCGAGCAGCAAGCUCUCCAUAGCGGAGUAUAUGAGCUUCCAUGUCUGCCGAACCCGCGCAUUGACACGAACCCACCUCCGCGAUUCAGUUGGCUACGGCAUAGUAGGAAUCGAAGGCAUCACAGGACUCACUCCAUUGCAGUCUUCCGCAUACCAUGAAACGCAGCGCAGCCAUACCAGACUUCAUCUAUGAGUUCCCCGCGUACUGGACGAUCCCUGUAUAUGAGGACACCCUGGGGAUGGGCGGCGUCUUCGCGCCCCCUCAUCCCUUCCUGCCGCUGAAGACCACGUACCAUUCAAGUCCUGGCCCCCGCUCACCACCUUCGCGACCACGACCGCGGCGCUCGCAUACGAUGAACGUCCCACCAAGCACCCACCCCGAACAUCCGCCCUGGGCGCACGUCGCACAGACAUACGCCUGGGUGCUCGAUCAGAGCUUCGCGGAGAUGGCGCGCAAGAACGAGGAGACCGUCCGCUGGAUCAUGGAGCAGCAGCGCCGCGACGUGCUCCGCGCGGUGGAAGCUACGCGCGAAGCCAUGGCGUUCGUACACAGCGUCGCUGCGGGUGAGAUCUGGACAGCACCGGUAGACGCGAGGUGGAGACGCGAGGCGGAGGACUCCGUACAAGAGGAGCUGAGACGCCUCCAGCAGGCACGGCAGAACACGGAACGAUGCCGGAAGUCGUACGAAAGGCGGAAGGCUGAGGAGGCGGACAUGGAGAGGAGACGCGGCGAGUCUCGUUGGGCAUUAAUCGCAGGUCCAUCGUCGCCGAAGAAACGUACGGAGCCGCUGACAUUCCGGUCGAUCCCAUGGCCCAUGUUCGUACAACCGGAGACCGUGGAGGACAUAACUCCAGCACGCAUAACGUUGUUUGUACUGUCACCCUCCCAUUCAGAGGGUCAGUCACGAAAGGAGAGGAUCAAGGCAGCGCUGAGACGAUGGCAUCCCGAUCGAUUCGGGCGAUGGAUUGCGCGGGUAGACGAGUGCGACAGACGGAAGGUGGAGGAGGGCGCUGGCAUUGUCGUCCGUUGUUUGAACGACCUGCUGGAGAGGGACGAUGACCAGGUCUAGGCGACUUUGACGUUUCGCUGCGAGCUUUUCUUGAUGUAAAAAGUUAUGGCCACCUCGGUAGCGUCAGGCACGCAAGGUUCUAUGUCAUUGAGAUGCCACUGAACUCAGAACUCGGCGCUCAGUGCAGCCAAGUGAGUCCUUUUCAGCAGGAAUGUCACCAGCAAUUAUGUCCAAACAAAGCCUCCAUUUUGUUUUGACUACAUUGGAGACAGUGUUUAAGUGGACACGGUGGUCAAGA